Molecule: messenger RNA, 1852 nt
Organism: Chlamydomonas reinhardtii
Lineage: Eukaryota; Viridiplantae; Chlorophyta; Chlorophyceae; Chlamydomonadales; Chlamydomonadaceae
Exons: 8
Coding region: 47-1150 (367 amino acids)
Cellular component (GO): chloroplast
Source: RefSeq, a predicted model, not a curated record
UUCUAUCGCAGUUUGCUGACAUGACGUUUCAAAAGACGCAUUAACUAUGGCCCAGCGUUGUCCAUCGAACCUGCAUGUGCCGAACGGUGCACCAGGUUGCUCCAGCGCACGCAUUCAAUACCCAUUACGGCUACAACGGAGAUCAUAUGACCGAUUGCCAUUAGCUGUCAAGAGUAGCGCAGCUGCCGCGGCGUCGGCGGGCGGUGGACCGGGCAAGGAUGGCGCAAAGCCGCAGAAGACGCCUAUGCAGCAGCAAAUCCUUAACGGCGUGCUAGGGAUAUCAAACGUUCCGUACAGCUCAUUUGUUCCCUCGCCGGUCACCUUCCUCCAUCGAAUUGACGCCCGCAUCAAGCAGGUGUGGCUGGUGGCGUUGUAUCUGAUGAUAGCCCGCGCCUCGCCCGCCAUCCGCCUGGCUAUCAGCGGCUCUGUGGCGCUCGUGACCAUGGCCAACUUCCCGGAGCGGCUGUGGCAGAGCCAGCUGCGGCGACUGGCGCUGCUGUGCGGCUUCAUCUUCAUGACCACACUGCUGCUGGCGGACAGCGUGCCGCCGCUGCUGCAGACGCGCGCGCCGCCCCUGCUGCUGGAGUCGUUGCCCGCCAUCCCCGCCACCGGCUACCAGUACGUGCUGCUACACGUGGGCCCCAUCACCGUCACGCACCGCUCCCUCAACCUGGCCAUCACCGCCUCCAGCCUCACUUUCUCGGCACUGCAGACGGCCUCGCUUUGCCUGGUCACCACGCCCGGCGAGGAGAUGGCCGUGGCUCUGCGGUGGUGGCUGGCGCCGCUGCGGUGGCUGCGUGUGCCGGUGGAGGAGGUGGCCAUGACGCUGCUACUCAGCCUGCGGUUCAUGUCGCUGGUGUUCGAGGAGAUCCGCAACCUGUCCCUGGGCCUGGCGGCUCGCGGCAUCAACUGGGAGGCUCAGGGCGGCGCCGGCAGCCUCAACAUGGCGGGGCGGCUGUGUGUGCGGCUGUUCGGGAACCUGUUCCAGCGCAGCGAGAACAUCGCGCAGGCCAUGCUGGUGCGCGGCUUCCAGGGCCCCGCCGACCACCACCUGUAUCAGAUGAAGGUCAAUCCCACCUCCUACUUCGCCAACGUGUGCGCGCUGGCGUUGCUGCUUGCCUACAGCGUGCUCAUCUACUACUUCAAAUGAUGACUCUUCCGGCAGGCCUGCACGCACACGCUGCAGUGUUGGUAGUGCCAACGCGGCGUGUGUGGGACGCGGUGGGAGGGUCGGCUACGGGGGUGUUGUUCUGGUGGCGCACUGGGCACACGGUGUUGUGAUCUAGGACAAGCAAGAGCAGAGGGGAUGAAAGACGAGUUCCCGUUGUGAUGGCUGACAUCCCGACCCGAUGAUCGUGCUGGCUGGCUCAGAAGGUUUGCUGGUGCGCAGUCCUCACGCUCCGGGCGCCCUGGGCAAACGGUGUAUGGAUGUACGGCAUACACGUGCAAGCGAAACGGUGAAGGGGUGAAGAGUGAGCCAAGUCGGUGAUGAGGGGUGCAGUCAUGCUUGGGCUUGUUGUUGCAGCGAGCUGGGUCGACAUGAUCAUGCGGAUGGCUUGCAGGUGUGGCUUGUCAGGUUGGGCAACGGCCAAGCGUGUUGGUCUAAUCCAGCUUGUGGCGCUUUGGGCUGUGCGCCGUGUGCUUUGUGAAUGUCCAUGGUUUAAAAUGAAUUUGGAUUUGUGCCGCAAAGGAGCGUCCAUUGACGGCAGUGCAAUUGUGCAGACGUGCGUGUAUUUGCAAUACUUCAGUGGGCCGUCCCACAACCCACCGCCGACCAUGCUUGGGGUGAGCGAGAUGCUGAGGUUGCGUGGUUGUUUGUUAGUUUGUACACGCUGACCGUUUACCCCAGGCC